Procambarus clarkii (red swamp crayfish) is the source of this 3091-nucleotide messenger RNA. The record is from RefSeq and is a predicted model, not a curated record. Lineage: Eukaryota; Metazoa; Arthropoda; Malacostraca; Decapoda; Cambaridae.
GGGUCCAUGGGACUUAGAGAUACCAACAAAUGUGAUCAUGUUUGAGCGCCCGCCCAUCACAUUACCCCAGCCACACCCUAGUGUAGAGGUGUUACGGGGCCAGCUGGUGGGUAAACUCCGCCUCGGAUACCAGGAAAUGUGCCAGGCAAGAGAAGGAAUUGAUGCACCCAGAGAUUCGUUUAGUCGAUGGUUAAUGGAACGGAAAGUCGUGGACCACGGUUGGGAUCCACUUCUUCCCAGCCAAUGUUUUCCUGAGGUGAGCCAGUCCAUGUAUCGGGAAAUCAUGAACGACAUCCCCAUCAAACUUCAGCGGCCGAAGUUCACAGGUGAAGCCAGGAAGCAGCUCUCUAAAUAUGCUGAGGCAGCUAAAAGAAUGAUAGAAACCAGUCGUAAUGCGAGUCAAGAAAGUCGAAAAAUAGUCAAGUGGAAUGUAGAAGAUACUUUCCAGUGGUUAAGAAGAACGGUUGGUGCCACGUUUGAUGAUUAUAUGGACAGACUAGCUCACCUUAAGCGGCAGUGCCAACCACAUCUCACCGAGGCUGCGAAGCAAAGUGUGGAGGGCAUCUGCACGAAGAUAUAUAAUUUAUCCGUCGAACACGCUAAAAAAAUUAGAGAAAAGCAUCUUCAAAUUCUAGAGGAAAAUAAUAUUAGAGAAGCUGGGGUUCCUGCAGUUAGCGGGCUACGGAAAGUGUGGUGUUAUCCGGUGCAGUUCACUACUCCGAGCCCUCGCCCGCCUCCAAUCGACUUUAUGCAAGACAAGGACACCACUUGUUUACGAUAUAAUGGAGAGUCACUCAGAAUCAAUACGCCAUACUUCCAUAAACUGGAACAGCUUUAUCGUUACAAUUGUUUUGAUGAUCGAAAAUUUGAAUUGUUCCUGCCGAGAGUAUGGUGUUUACUGAAGCGUUACCAAACACUCCUUGGGACCAACCCCAGUGAGGGCCAUGGAACACAAGGUGGGCUACCAGUCACAGUGCUGGAGUGUCUACAUAAACAUUUCAGUGUAACGUUUGAGUGUUUUGGGUCUCCCCUCAACUGCUACUUUAGACAAUACUGCUCAGCGUUUCCAGACACAGAUUCCUACUUUGGCUCCAGAGGACCAAUUUUAGACUUCAAGCCAGUGUGUGGAUCUUUUGAGGCAAAUCCCCCAUUUUGUGAGGAACUGAUGGAGGCAACAGUGCGGCAUUUUGAGAAGUUGUUGUCAGAGUCUCAUGAGCCGUUGUCUUUUAUUGUAUUUGUCCCAGAAUGGAGAGAACCUGCUCCAUCAGCACUCCUGCAUUUAGAAGCCUCCAGGUAUUUAUUUUCCUAUUUUGCUGUACCUCUGAUUCUUUUUCCAAAUUUGUCUACUGUUUUGAAGGGUUUAGAGGUUUCUGAGACUCGGGCAGUUUUGGAGGUUGCCCCUUUCGGGGUGGGGACAGAGACAUUCGAGUCCGUUCCUCCUGCCGUAUCGCUGGGGUCUGACCUGUGGGCCCCUUCUCUUCCUGCUUUUCCAGCUGCCCCAGCUUUUUCUUGUGAGGCCGGGGCUUUUGAGGAUGACUGUAUAUCUUUUUCCUUCAAUGCUUUCAGGUCUGAGGUUGUUCUUAAGAGUGGACAUGGAACUGUUGCUGUGUGGCUCCAGAAUGAUGCUGGCUUUUCACGCUGGGGCCCCACUCCAGACAAAGUUGAUGCUUUGUUGGAAGCAUUCAGACCUGGCCGUGAGCGUGAUCGGGACCGGCAAGAGAUGCUGUCUCCGCCUCGCAGGGACUCCAGUGCCGAAGCUCCACCUCCUUACGUUGAUGUAAAAUCUGCCCCUCCACUAUUAGCUGGAGGCUCUCCGUUGGCAGCACCAACUGCUCCCUCGCCAGUUAUUGCUCCCUCAGCUAUCAUGAGCACCUCGCCAUCUCCAGCUAUACCUCCAACUGCCCCGACCAGCCCGACCACCACUACAGCCAUAUAGACCUAAAAAAUUUUGGGAAAAAUUACCUUAUUUUGUCUAUGGAAAACUGCACUAUCUUCAUAUUGCUGAUGUGCAAGAUUUGUAAAACAGUGUACAGUUUUGUGUAGAAAUUUCAAUUUCAAUUUUUUUUUUUUUUUUUUUUUUUUUUUUUUUUUUUUUUUUUUUUUUUUAGUUCCAUUAGGUGAUCUACAUGCAUUAGCAAUAUAUAAAAAAAAAAUUGUUGGAAAGUGUUCAUGAUAUAGAAUUGCCUCAAGCAAAUAUUUAUGUGAUUGGGUGAUCCCUGUGUCUUGGUAAUUUGGGAUUUGGCAGGUGACACUUUUUAUUUAUCUAUUGAGUUCAUGCAUGUUUAUUGGUAUCAAUAUUUAUCGUAAUUAUAUGUACAUGUGUUGUGUGUGUGUGAUCGCAUUGUCUUAAAUUGUUUCUCUAUUUAUUUGUCUACCCUGACAAUUUCUCCUCUCGACAUCAUUUAAAAUGUAAAGACUGUGUAAAAAAAUGUAUCUCUUAAAUUAUUAAAUUACUUGUUUUUUUAAUUAGAGACUACUGAAGACAGAAAAAUUACUUCUCUAUUGGUUUAGUAAAAGCUGUCAUUUUAAGUAUAAUUUUGAACACAGUUUUAAUUGUGUAGCAAGAUCCGAGAUAUUUGGUAUAUUUUUAACAGUCACCUCAAUUGUGAUUUUUGCAUCUCAUUGAAAGGGUUCAGUGAAAAUCCUGCCAAAACUCAGCAUUACCAGGUGACUUGGGAGGUUGGGGGGGGGGAGGGGGGAGGCAGAGGUUACAAAGACAAGGUGUUGGUGAUCAUAGGAGGAAGCAGCUGUGUGAGGCUGAUGGUGCAAGACCGGAGCAUUUUACCCACACGUUUGCCAUAUGCAAGUUAUCCUUUUUUUAUUAUUAUUAUUAUUAUUAUUAUUAUGCAGUUUGCUUGGUAUUGUAUGAUAGUUUCCAGAGUUCUAUAAUAUGUAGUUUUUAUGACUUAUUAUUUUUUACUUGCGCACACACAUGUAAAGCUUCUGGUAAUUUUAUAACCUGCAUUUGUAAAUGGAAAUAUUGUUUAUAUAUGUUUGAUAUGUAUUUUUAUUUACAUUUUAUUUUAAACCUGGCAUUAUGGUACAUAACUGUACUCAUAAAUAAAUAUACAUCAGUAUGUCUAGUUUCGAG